Drechmeria coniospora is the source of this 522-nucleotide messenger RNA. Its product is annotated as MARVEL-like domain protein. NCBI's taxonomy places the organism in Eukaryota, Fungi, Ascomycota, Sordariomycetes, Hypocreales, Ophiocordycipitaceae. The record is from RefSeq and is a predicted model, not a curated record. Gene Ontology annotation, biological process: protein localization to plasma membrane; eisosome assembly. Bases 1 to 522 code for a protein of 173 amino acids. Gene Ontology annotation, cellular component: plasma membrane; eisosome. The transcript has a single exon.
AUGUCGAGCAUCAUCAGCAUCGUCCUUCGGGCCGCGGCCCUGCUCUGGACCCUGCUCAUCACGGCCCUCAUCGGCAACGUCAUCGCGACAAACAUCAACGCCGCCACCUCGGCGACGGCGGCCGUCAACUUCACCAUGUUCGUCGCCGUCCUCUGCUGGAUCGUCUGCCUCUACGGUCUCGUCGCCGGCUUCGUCUCGGCGCUCGGCGCCGUCAUGGUCCUCCUCGUCCUCGACGUCCUCGCCGUCCUCUUCACCUUCAUCGACGCCAUCGUCCUCGCCGCCAAGCUCGGCGCCGUCAACUGCGGUAACAUCCGGAACGCCGGCCUCUCCGACAGCUGGAUCGGCUUCGGCUCGGCCGACGACGAGAAGCGUUGCCGCGAGAUCCAGGCAAGCACCGUCUUCAUGUGGUUCCUUUGGCUCUGCCUCUGCGGCGCUCUCUUCUUCACCAUCAAGGAGUGGCGCGGCGGUUUCGGCGGUUCCAUGCGCUCGUCGCGACCGAGCAUGUCUCAGGUUGGCGUAUGA